CUAAGACUUUCGUCUUUGUCAAGAUUGUCAGUUCGCAGUUCUCGUGCGCCAGCAGCCAUGGCAGCCAAAUCAGCUGCUGCUAUACGCAAAAAUUCACAUAGAUCGGACCAUUUAUUCCAAAAACUUAUUAAAAAUCCUAAAAUACCUUUCGCUUUCGCUUUACUCUUCGCUGAUUCCAUCCUCGUUGCGCUGAUCAUCGCCUACGUUCCAUAUACAAAAAUUGAUUGGGAUGCUUAUAUGUCUCAGGUUACUGGCUUUCUCGGAGGAGAGAGGGACUAUAGUAACUUGAAAGGUGAUACGGGACCUCUGGUUUACCCAGCAGGCUUUCUUUAUGUUUACUCUGCUAUACAAUAUGUUACCGGAGGUCAAGUCUUUCCUGCUCAGAUUCUUUUUGGCUUUCUCUACAUGCUGGAUCUAGCAAUUGUCGUGUUCAUCUACUUGAAGACUGAUGUGGUACCUUGGUGGGCUCUCUCCUUGCUUUCUCUGUCUAAAAGAGUUCACUCUAUCUUUGUUCUUCGAUUAUUUAAUGAUUGUUUAGCCACUACUCUCCUCCAUGCUGCAUUGGUCUCAAUUAUUUGUCAAAAAUGGCAUCUAGGGUUGGUAAUUUUCAGUGGAGCUGUUUCUAUAAAGAUGAAUGUGCUCCUGUAUGCACCACCUCUGUUGCUCCUGAUGGUGAAGGCAAUGGAUAUUGUUGGAGUGAUAUCUGCUUUAGCAGGUGCUGCAUUAGUGCAGAUUCUCCUCGGGCUGCCUUUUAUCCUGUCACAUCCAGCUUCAUAUAUAUCAAAAGCUUUCGAUCUUGGUCGUGUUUUCAUCCACUUCUGGUCUGUUAACUUCAAAUUUGUUCCUGAAGAAAUCUUUGUUUCUAAAGCUUUUGCUCUCUCCUUGCUAGUUGCUCAUCUCAGUCUGCUGUUGAUUUUUGCUCAUUACAGAUGGUGUAGGCAUGAAGGUGGACUGUUUGCUGUCGUGCAUUCUAAAAUCAUUCAACUGAAGCUUAGAUUUUCUCACAGAAAUACGUCUCCGACAAACAGAGUCCUUCAAACUGACCAUAUUGUGACAACUAUGUUUGUCGGGAAUUUCAUUGGCAUUAUAUGUGCCCGAUCCCUCCAUUUCCAAUUUUACUCUUGGUACUUUUAUAGCUUACCAUAUUUAUUGUGGAAAACGCCAUUUCCAGCCCUCCUACGUUUAAUGUUGUUCGCAGCUGUUGAGUUUUGCUGGAAUAUCUUUCCCUCCAACAGUUACUCAUCAAUACUCCUCCUCUGUGUUCAUUUAAUCAUACUGGGCGGUUUAUGGAUCAGUUCUCCGGAAUAUCCAUAUGUUGGAAAAACAACCGAUAAAUCAUCAUCUGAGAAGAAGGCCAGAUGAAGCACUACAUGCUUUCUCUCAGAGAACUGGUUAUGCCUUCGAAUGACAGAAUUACCUGCCCUCAUCCCUGACCACCAGAGUGUUGAAAUCUGAUGCUCUAACCAGAAAGGCGUCGUUUGGUUUUACUGAGAGGAGUUUUUGGUUAUUCUGUUAAUUUGCUAGAAUAAUUUUAAAUCCUUACUUUGUUUAGAUAGCAUACAACAAAUUUACAAAGCUGGUCACAACCACCAUCUUAGAUUCUAAAAUACAUACAAACGACCACCCCUCAUUGAUCAUGGCCCAUGGAAUUAAGGAUGAAAUAUUCUAUGGUGUUUUUUUCAUUUGAGGAUUCAUUAGCAUAAAUCUGAAUUAGACUUGAAAUUUCAAAAGGUCAGCCUUCUUUCUUUUUAUUUA
Messenger RNA from Nicotiana tabacum (common tobacco), 1755 nucleotides. RefSeq names its product dol-P-Man:Man(5)GlcNAc(2)-PP-Dol alpha-1,3-mannosyltransferase. Gene Ontology annotation, molecular function: dol-P-Man:Man(5)GlcNAc(2)-PP-Dol alpha-1,3-mannosyltransferase activity. The record is from RefSeq and is a predicted model, not a curated record. NCBI's taxonomy places the organism in Eukaryota, Viridiplantae, Streptophyta, Magnoliopsida, Solanales, Solanaceae. Gene Ontology annotation, cellular component: endoplasmic reticulum.